AAAAUGGCUAUUGCUGUCGAGGAUAAAUCUAAACGUUUGGGACGUUGGUAUUUUGGUGGUUUGGCCAGUGCUGGUGCAGCCUGCUGUACACAUCCUUUGGAUUUGGUAAAGGUAGCCUUGCAAACACAACAAGGCAAAUUGUCCGUGGUGCAACUAACAGCCAAAGUUGUACGUGAACAAGGUGUCCUGGCCUUGUAUAAUGGUCUAUCCGCUUCCGUUUUACGUCAAAUGACAUACUCAAUGACUCGUUUCGGUAUCUAUGAGGUGGGCAAGCAACAUAUUAACACAGAUACGUUCAUGGGUAAAAUUACAUUGGCCAGUUUGUCGGGCUGUUUUGGUGGUAUUGUUGGAACUCCAGCGGAUAUGGUUAAUGUCCGUAUGCAAAAUGAUGUUAAAUUGCCAGCUGAGCAAAGGAGAAAUUAUAAAAAUGCAGUUGAUGGGCUCAUUAAGGUCUAUCGUCAAGAGGGAUUCAAACGUUUGUUCUCCGGUGCCACAACAGCUACUGGUAGAGGUGUUUUGAUGACCAUUGGUCAAAUUGCUUUCUAUGAUCAGAUUAAAUCAAUGCUUUUGGCCACACCACACUUCCAAGAUAACUUGGCGACACAUUUCACAGCAUCGUUGGCGGCUGGUGCCAUUGCAACAACCCUCACCCAACCCCUGGAUGUUUUGAAGACACGUUCUAUGAAUGCCAAACCCGGAGAGUUCAAAGGACUGUGGGAUAUUGUCAAGUUCACCGCUCGUUUGGGACCUCUUGGCUUCUUCAAGGGUUAUAUUCCAGCUUUCGUACGCUUGGGUCCACACACAAUUAUAACCUUUGUCUUUUUGGAACAAUUGCGUCUAAACUUUGGUGUUACACCCCAACUAAAGGCGUAAAUGUUGUUCUCAAACGCCGCACAUUUCUAA
This is a messenger RNA of Musca vetustissima, 903 nucleotides long. RefSeq names its product mitochondrial dicarboxylate carrier-like. The record is from RefSeq and is a predicted model, not a curated record. NCBI's taxonomy places the organism in Eukaryota, Metazoa, Arthropoda, Insecta, Diptera, Muscidae. Gene Ontology annotation, biological process: thiosulfate transport; oxaloacetate transport; malate transmembrane transport. Gene Ontology annotation, molecular function: succinate transmembrane transporter activity; thiosulfate transmembrane transporter activity; malate transmembrane transporter activity. The transcript is spliced from 3 exons.